Alosa sapidissima (American shad) is the source of this 2065-nucleotide messenger RNA. RefSeq names its product fibrous sheath CABYR-binding protein-like. The transcript is spliced from 4 exons. NCBI's taxonomy places the organism in Eukaryota, Metazoa, Chordata, Actinopteri, Clupeiformes, Clupeidae. The coding region runs from base 73 to 1887 and encodes 604 amino acids. The record is from RefSeq and is a predicted model, not a curated record.
AUAAGCUACUGAAAGAGUUGUGAGACCAAGGUUAGUACAGCUCACUGGUUGUGGUCUACCACUUUCAUAGAAAUGGGGCUUAAACCAAACAGGGGAGUUGUUUUAUUUUCCUGUCUCGUAUUUCUUUACAUUAGCCAAACAUGUGGUAUAACCCUCGAAAUAGUGCACACAGAUGAGAUGCAUCUUGAGAAAAGGUCUGAGAAUAUCCACACGGGGACAAUUGCUUUUGGCACAGGGGAUAUUUCACUGGGUCGAAAUCUGGAAUAUGAGCGACGAUAUAUUGGAGAAGAAACUGCGGAUGUUGGCUCUGUUAACAUCCAAGCCGCCGACCCACAUCCAGGACUGGUGGGUGGACGAAGCAGCAUUGAUGACUAUAGGGCCUGGCAUCGUAUGCAACCAAGUUUAUUAUGUACUAAUGACCUCAUGAAGUUCUCGGCACAAGGUCCUGGGUGUUCUUCACUCCAGUUAGACAGAGGUGGCAAGCCUCUCUCUCUAACCCAGUUACCACAAGACUGUGGCUACUCUGUGAAAAGGACUGCGGUGGGCCUUGUGUUUCUCGCCUCUCUCGAUGGUUGUGAUAUUGUGAAACAGGGCAAUAGCCACUUGCUGCAGAUGUUGUGGCACAGCAAUCCAGUAACCCUCUCCUGCCCUGUCUCGAGCUCAGACCAAGUCUCUCCAGUUUUAUCUACUACUCCAGCUCCAACUACAGAAGCACCAACUACAGAAGCACCUGCCACAGCUGUCAAGCUUCCUCCACAGAAUCAACAGUGGAUGCAUCCGCUCUUUGGAGGCUACUACCACCCAUUAAUGCCGAUGCAGACUCCCCCUCAAACUACAGAAGCACCAACUACAAAAGCGCCAACUACAGAAGCACCUGCCACAGCUGCCGAGCUUCUUCCACAGGAUCAACCGCAGCAACAGUGGAUGCAUCCACUCUUUAGAGGCUACUACCACCCUUUAAUCCCUGUGCAGACUCCCCCUCAAACUACAGAAGCGCCUACUACAGAAGCACCUGCCACAGCUGCUGAGUUUCCUCCACAAAAUCAACAGUGGAUGCAUCCCCUCUUUGGAGACUACUACCACCCUUUAAUCCCUGUGAAGACUCUCCCUCAAACUACUGUUGCACCAACUACAGAAGCACCAACUACAGAAGCGUCAACUACUGUUGCACCAACUACAGAAGCGCCAACUACAGAAGCACCUGCCACAGCUGCUGAGUUUCCUCCACAAAAUCAACAGUGGAUGCAUCCCCUCUUUGGAGACUACUACCACCCUUUAAUCCCUGUGAAGACUCUCCCUCAAACUACUGUUGCACCAACUACAGAAGCGUCAACUACUGUUGCACCAACUACAGAAGCACCUGCCACAGCUGCGGAGUUUUCUCCACAGAAUCAACAGUGGAUGCAUCCCCCCUUUGGAGACGACUACCACCCUUUAAUCCCUGUGAAGACUCCCCCUCAAACUACUGUUGCACCAACUACAGAAGCACCUGCCACAGCUGUGGAGUUUCCUCCACAAAAUCAACAGUGGAUGCAUCCCCUCUUUGGAGACUACUACCACCCUUUAAUCCCUGUGAAGACUCUCCCUCAAACUACUGUUGCACCAACUACAGAAGCGUCAACUACUGUUGCACCAACUACAGAAGCACCUGCCACAGCUGCGGAGUUUCCUCCACAGGAUCAACAGUGGAUGCAUCCCCUCUUUGGAGGCUACUACCACCCUUUAAUGCCUGUGAAGACUCCUCCUCAAACUACUGUUGCGCCAACUACUGUUGCACCAACUACAGAAGCACCUGCCACAGCUACAGAGUUUCCUCCACAGGAUCAACAGUGGAUGCAUCCCCUCUUUGGAGGCGACUACCACCCUUUAAUGCCUGUAAAGGCUUAAACCACUGUUGCACCAACUACAGCUGUCAAGCUUCUACUGAAUCAAUGAACCACUUAUUACAAGUAUUCAACAGCACCCCAAAACAGAUGCUCUACUCCAAAGCUUUUAUUUUGUAACUCCUCAGUCUCUCUUAAAAUCAUAUAUGUUAUUUAAUGCAUAUAUUAAACAUGUAUUUGGA